AUGGAGGCGCCUAGUGAUGUCAGCGCUUUGCUCCGCAAAGCCGAGACGCUAAAGCGAGAUGUUGACUCAUCUCUGGAAGGGCUUGCUGCCAACAAGGCAGGUUCCGACGUCGCCAUGCAGCAGCGUCUCGCGGCUCUCUUUGCGGACUUGACCAACACGACGCAAAGAGUGCGGGAAGAGGUGGACGCGAUGCCUGAAAAAGGGCGUGCUGCCUGGGACAGGAAGGCAACGCGGCUGGAGGAGGAUGUGUCUGUUAUCCAACAUGCCGUGGACAAGCAGCUUGGAUCGUUCUAUCGUGUCAAACGAGAAGAGGAGAAUCGCAAGAAACUCCUCGGAGAUAGGAAGAAGAAGGAUGGCCCUGAUGACGAGAUGCAGGGCUUGGUGCGGGAGAACCGCUCUCUGCGAGACUCUGCCGCUGCCCUCGAUGAAGUCUUGGAGCAAGCAGGCUCCAUCUUUGGAAAUCUCGUGAACCAGAACAAGGUGCUGAAGAACGCGCGUCGGAAACUCUUGGACGCUGCGAACAGCAUUGGGGUGUCGCAGAGCCUUGUGAAUGUCAUUGACAGAAGACAGACUGGGGACAAGUGGCUGGUCUAUGGGGGGAUGGCUCUGACGCUGUUCAUCUUGUUUUCGCUCUGGUACCUGCUUCGCAUGUGA
Messenger RNA from Symbiodinium natans, 654 nucleotides. NCBI's taxonomy places the organism in Eukaryota, Dinophyceae, Suessiales, Symbiodiniaceae. The record is from the annotation of a GenBank genome assembly.